Molecule: messenger RNA, 1629 nt
Organism: Symbiodinium sp. CCMP2456
Lineage: Eukaryota; Dinophyceae; Suessiales; Symbiodiniaceae
Source: the annotation of a GenBank genome assembly
AUGGCAAAGGGACUUGUGAAAGGCUUUGUCUCCAAGCCGCGGCCGCCGUCACGCCAAGGCAGCAAUGCUACCUCCCUCGAUUGUACGCCAACUGCUGCGGUAGUCAGGACGCCUGGCAUUCGUCGCCGAAUCUUCCAAGAGGCUCGACACCACCUAGAUGAGAAGAAGUCUACAGCUUCCAAUUCAAAAAAUGCAUUGCUGAAAACUGCCGCAGAGUCAUUGACGCAAUCCAUUAGGGAAGCAAGACUUGCGCAAGCCGUCACCGAACAAAUCAUGGGAUUAAAGCCCACAGCUGGUAGCAAAGCUCCAAAGAAUGACAUCGCACAAGUGCGACGGCUCCUCCACAACCUCGAGGCGGACUCGGGUGAAAAGCGCAUUGACACCAGGACUUUACGCCAAGUCUUGGCUGACGUAAAGGCCGCCCUAAGUGCAGCGCGCCUCAGCAAUAAGUUGCAGGAGGCGGAACACAUCUUAAGGAAGGUGCAUGAGCUGGAGGCUUUGAUUGAAGCCAGCGAAAGUGAGGAGGCUUCUGCGAAGCUUGCGCAGGCACUAUGCAGCGCCAGGGCCGAGGGCACAAGUCCAGCCACGGCCACGACGAACCAGGAGUUUGUUGAGCCUAAGCCGCCGGUGUCGGCUCUCGUCCCAGGUCGGAAGAGCAGCCAUGGCGAAGAGAUGGCCAGAAGAACCUCGACACGAUCGCAUCUUCGCGACAUGCUGAGGACUUCAGCUGGGUGGGUCCGGCUUCCACCUCCCUGUGACUGCCAACCGGAGUCCGCAGCAGAACCAGCAGAGCAAAAAGAACCAGGCCUUCGCAGACGCGAGAGUUGGCUGAAGUGGUGGCCGGAGCAUGCCUUCUCUGAAGGCUAUGCGUUGCAUCAGCAAGAAGCGUUCUUCGAACGUUUGCCGAAGGAAAAGCUGAAUUCGGAAGAGAUGCAACUGCGCGACGCGAUCAUCGACUUCCUGGAGAAAUGGAAGGGAAAGGAUAUGGCCUCUUUGGACGACAUUGUUCAGGAUCCCUUCGUUUCGGAGUGCAUCCGUAGCACCUUGCCAGAGAGCGUUCUUUUGGAGGACUGGCUUCGCCGUCGACAGCGCCUUGGUCGACGCGCAGCGCCGGUGUCAAGACUUGAAGCACCGAAGACCCCUAUGGCAAGGUGGAAGAAGGACCAGAUUAUUUCAGACCCUCUUGAGCCGGAGCAAAGACGGAAGUUCCAACGUCGGGACUCCACGGAACGUCGACCCAGUGGAGUGUUUGGCCUCAACUUCUCGGUCAGCGAUGCUGGGCAAAUCUGCGGUCGCGUAGCAGGGGACGACGAAGACAUAUGCGACCUGCCAUGGCCAACAACAUCCGUAGUCCCAGACCAAAAGUCUUUUCAAUGGAUACGCGAAGUAGGUGCUGGUACACGACGACUGCUGCCGAGUGUGACUUCACGGGCCAGUGGGAUGGUCCUAGAGGAGGUCAUGGCCUGGCGCUUUCGCCACCGGUACCGCACUCGACGAGUGGAGCCAGUGCUGCAGAGAAUGUGGCAGACAUAUCGAUCAGCGAAGCGGCCGUCCACCUCGCCGAGCUGGGACUAUGCAUGGUGGAAUGGCCAAGUGCAGUACGACGUUGCUGAGGGAGUUCCGGAGUAG